Messenger RNA from Kickxella alabastrina, 3347 nucleotides. RefSeq names its product WD40-repeat-containing domain protein. NCBI's taxonomy places the organism in Eukaryota, Fungi, Kickxellomycota, Kickxellomycetes, Kickxellales, Kickxellaceae. Gene Ontology annotation, cellular component: cytoplasm. Gene Ontology annotation, biological process: tRNA methylation. Gene Ontology annotation, molecular function: protein binding. The transcript has a single exon. The record is from RefSeq and is a predicted model, not a curated record. Bases 90 to 3317 code for a protein of 1075 amino acids.
CUUGCCCUAACAUUUCGUUUCUUCGAUAAACCUUUUUCUAUCGUUUUCUAAUUUCCAAUUUCAAUUCCAUUGUUUUUUACUAGUCAUUCAUGGACGCUUUAUCAGCGGUUUCUGCGGCCCGUCUGUCCCACCUGCCUGUAACCGCAGCCGAGUUUCUCACCGACAGCCUCCUCCUCACCGGCUCUGGCACCGCGCUCACCAUCUACAACACGCACACACACACAGUCCAAUCCAAGCUCAUUCGGGCGCUUCCCAGCUUCCAGCGCAUCCACGGAAUUAUUGUCCAGAAGAGAGGAUCCCCGCACACAACACAUCCCACUGUGCUCGUGUUCGGAUCCAAAUCAUGGUCUGUUAUUACAGUGGGCACAGCAGAUGGUUCGGCGGCGAUUGUGCAGUCGCAGCAUACGAUGCAUGAUUGGAUCAAGGCCGCGCACUGGGUGUUGGAUGAGGCGAGCGGCAGGUGGCUGGUGGCUUUGGCGUUUGCACAUAAUGACGUUGUAGUGUACGAUCCGGAAUCGGGCGCAGAGGAGUGGCGGGCACAGUGCGAGGAGCACUGCAUUUUGUACGCGGCAGCACUUUAUGGCCGCACUGUAGCUGAGAUGCAAGUGGCUUCAGGAACUGUGUUUAACCAGGUUCUCAUCUGGAAGCCUCAGUGGAUUACUAGCAGCAGCAGCAGCAGCGGGGCAUCGACAGACUCGCCGGUGAUCUGGAGACUGCGUGGCCAUGAGGGCGUGGUCUUUGGCCUGUGCUUUAGCCACGACAGCCGCCGCAUAGCGUCGGUAUCGGACGACCGCACGGUGCGGCUCUGGGACCUCGAAAACGGCACAGCCGUGUCCGCGCUGUUCGGCCACCAGGCACGCAUAUGGACAUGCCUCCUGCUGGACCACCUGAUUGUCAGCGCCUCGGAGGACGGCACAUGCCGGGUCUGGUCCAAUCAAGGCAUCUUGGUAGAUGCGUGGACGCAGGCGAAGAAGAACGUCUGGGCGCUGGCCACCAAUCCGUCGCAGACCCUGGUGGCGUCGGGCGCGGCCGAUGGCUCAGUGCGCAUCUGGCGUGUUUGCGAGGCUGGCGGACGGCUCAUUGAUGCCGAUGGACUUUUUGCAGAGCCGAUGCCUGCGCAGGAGGAGUAUCUUGCAGGCGCGCGAGCCACCGAGCAUAUCCGCGGUUUGGCGCUGCUCGGCGGCAGCGGCGGUCUUUUGGCUGUCAUGGACUCUGGGUGUGUGCUGCGCAAGGAUGCCGGAGCUGGUUGGCGCGUGUGGGCGCGCGUACCCGAGGGAUAUGCCAUGGUUGCUGGCUCGGUCUCGGGCCAAUUGGCAGCUGUGGGCCAGCGCGAUGGCUGCGUUAUGCUGGUCUGCCCGGCAUGGGGGGAUUCCCCGCGGGUCGCUCGGCUGCACUCCUCUGCCGUGCGCCAUUUAACCAUUGUUGCCCCGCCUGUGAAUGAGCUAGGCGAUGAUCUUUAUGAUCUGAUCACGGUUGAUUCCAACCAUCAGGCCGUUUGGUCGCGCGUCAGACUUGGCGGUGGCCAGCCCGCAUGGUCUGUUGUGGCGACAUUCGGGAUGCCUGAGAAUGCUGACUUUUCCGCUGCCGCUGUUAGCCUUGCACUGGGCUGGGCCGCCGUUGGGUCGGCCAAGGGCGCGCUGUACAUUUACGAUGUGCCCACGGAUUUGAUUGAGUGCCCUGUUGACGAGUAUGACGUGGACCGCAAUGGCGUUGCGCACCUGGAUGUUGCCGUCUGCUGGGCAUCCGCUCAUGACAAAUUCACUGUAUCAUCGCUGCUCAUCCAUCAGCUGCCGCCCUCAGCUAAUGAUAAUUGUGAUUAUGGUGAUGACCAGGGUGCCCGCAAGCGUUGCGUUCUGGUAACAGGCGGCCGCGACGGCAUGAUGCAGCGCUUUGUCCUGGAGAUUGCACACACAGUGCGUACUUCCGGAGACUCAAAGCACGAGCGCACCGGCCCAUUGGCUAACCAGCCUGACAACGACCAGAACCGCCGCACUGCUGUCGUGAGUCGUAUUUCUAGCCAACGGCUGACAGCCGGGUGGGUCGAGCAGCUGGUCCUGUUCGGCGCCAACGAGAUACAUGCAGUGACGUUCUACCGCAAACACAUGGAUCUAAUUGACCCCAAUGGCCUCAAGCUAUUGUCCAUAGCGUGCGCCGGCGGCAACAAGCAAUGGCACUUGACGCGCACUUCAGAAAACCAUAUCCGCUGUGCAUUCCUCAAAAAAUUGCAGCUGCUCACAUACAAGCUGCUGCCGCCCCCUAACCACACCCUUGCGGAUUGCAGCAGCUGCUAUUUGACCCCAGGCAUUUCGUCUCUGGAUAUCCGCAGCAUCACAGCCAUGGGUAAUCUCAUAGCAUUGGGCGGCGAGGACUGCGUUGUGCGUGUCUAUGAGUACGCCAAUAAUGCACUGCACUUGAGGGCGCAGGCGAGGAGGCAUGGGUCGGCUAUAAGAUGCGUUACUUUCGUCACCCCUCACUGCUUGCUGUCCGCCGGCGGAAACAGCGAGCUGCGCUGUUGGAGCCUGGACGGCAGCAGCCUGUUGGAGAGCGCUGUGGCGCCCACCGAGUCCUCCGAUUCGCUGCGCAUCAUGCAGCUCACCCUAAUACCCCAUGGAAACCACUCGGAGUAUACACUGGUCGCGGCCGCAUACUCUGACGCCUCCAUUCGGCUGUGGAAGCUUGACCCCCUCAAUGGGUUCACUUGUGUGGCUUCGGAUAAGCAGCACACCCAUGCGCAUUGCGUUCUGUCACUUGCUGUGCUUUCAUAUGGUGACUCCACGGUGUUGCUGAGCGGGGCGACAGACGGACAAGUGAUCCUAUGGGAUGUUUCUGUAUACACGCGGCCCACUCCCUCUUUGUCGCGCACGGGUGAUUUGGGCCCACCCAUAUGUGUUCUUCCGGGUAUUCACCAAUCAGGCGUCAACACCAUUGAUGUCAAGCACUUGGCGGACUCGCGUGCGCUGUUGGCCAGCGGCGGUGAUGACAACAGCCUGACUGUGUGUGAGCUGGACCUUAGUAUCACUGGGUUGAAUGUGGAUGAAAAUGUGGAUGUGGUUGUGAGAAGAGCAACAUAUGCUUGCGCGCAUGCGUCGUCGGUGCAGGGGGUUGCGUUUAUGAGUGAUGGAGGCGUGUGCUCGGUGGCGACAGACCAAAGAGUGGCAAAGUGGGCGGUUUCUGUGGAUAGAGAGGAGCUGUCUAUUGAGUUGGAGGAUAUGGGCUUUACGCAGGUUGCGGAUCCGUCUGCAAUGAGCGUUGUGCGGUUGGACAAUGUGGAUGUGUGUCUGGUUGCUGGGAUUGGUAUAGAAGCCAUAGAUAUUUGAAUUAUUUAUUAAUACAUUUCUUUUAUUUUC